This is a messenger RNA of Labeo rohita (rohu), 1630 nucleotides long. It is a transcript of the gene ctns, whose product is annotated as cystinosin, lysosomal cystine transporter. The transcript has 10 exons. Gene Ontology annotation, molecular function: L-cystine transmembrane transporter activity. Lineage: Eukaryota; Metazoa; Chordata; Actinopteri; Cypriniformes; Cyprinidae. The coding region runs from base 257 to 1408 and encodes 383 amino acids. The record is from RefSeq and is a predicted model, not a curated record. Gene Ontology annotation, biological process: L-cystine transport. Gene Ontology annotation, cellular component: lysosomal membrane.
GUGAUCAAAAAUGUCCGAAUGCGGAACUACAGACUGAUAGACAUCAGUUUCCUCCACAAGACAGAGUUGAGGUUUAUUACUCUAAAUGUACUGAGUGACUCACUCAUCAACUGACAGCUGAUGGUCCGUAGUUUAUCUGGUUUGUCUUUCAAACACUACUCGGCGUGUUAGGACGCAUUUUCGCUUUAUUUUUAAUGAGAGCGCGAACUGAACAGCAGUAAUUACUCGCUUGUAAGAUUAUAAAUAUAAUGUCAAAAUGAAGCAGACUGCCAUACUGUUUCUCAUAACGCUGUCUGCCUGCGCGCACACGGCGUUUGGCGAUGCAGAAGUGAACAUCAAAGCUCCAGCCACAGUGAGUCUACAGGAACAAUCUUCAGACAACAUCACCAUUACACUGAGUUCACCGUUGAACACAUCUGUAACAGUUUAUUUCAAUAUCACAUAUAAAUCAAGAAAUGUCUCUUUAAUAAUUCUACUGCCUGAUGAGGUUGUUGUGCCGGCAGGAAACGUAUCUGUGUCUUUUGAAGUGCAGGCGAAAGGUGUUGGUCAGGUGACUGCUUACCUUUCCAGCAAUAACACGCACAUAAAAAGCCUAGAGACGCGAAUCAGAUUCCUGAUUGUCAGAAGUAAUGCUCUUUUCAUCAUUAAUCAAAUCAUUGGCUGGAUUUACUUCGUGGCCUGGUCUGUGUCGUUCUACCCACAGGCGUAUGAGAACUGGAAACGGCGCAGUGUGGUAGGCCUCAGUUUUGAUUUCCUCGCUCUCAACCUGACUGGAUUCAUUGCUUACAGUGUGUUUAAUGUUGGCCUGUUUUGGGUGACGUAUAUACAGGAGGAGUUCUUGAAGAAAGAUCCGAAUGGAGUCAUUCCUGUCGAUGCCAAUGAUGUCUUCUUCAGUCUUCAUGCAUUACUUCUCACUCUUGUUUAUGUCUGCCAGUGUGCCAUGUAUGAGAGAGGAGGGCAAAAGGUAUCCAAAGUGGCCAUUGGGUUAUUAGCGAUUGGCUGGACCUUUGCGUUUGUCUCCCUGUUUGUUGCUGUGGCACAGAAGAUCUCCUGGCUGGAUUAUCUGUACUAUUUCUCAUACAUUAAAUUGGGUGUCACACUUGUAAAGUACAUCCCUCAGGCUUAUAUGAACUAUCGCAGGAAGAGCACAGAGGGAUGGAGCAUUGGGAAUGUGCUGCUGGACUUCACAGGGGGCAGCUUUAGUUUACUCCAAAUGUUCCUUCAGGCCUAUAACAACAAUAAAUGGAAGAUUAUAUUCGGAGACCCCACAAAGUUCGGCCUGGGCGUGUUGUCCAUAUUCUUUGAUGUCGUGUUCAUCACACAGCAUUAUUGUCUGUACAGGAACAGAGAGCUGAUGUAUCAAGAUUUAGACAAUCAGAAUGAGCAACACACCACUCCUAAUACAUGACCACAGCGAUAUAAAGAUUUGACAUAGACUUUUAUAUAGUUUUAUAUCACUAUCGAAAGUUUGGACCACGUGUCAAACGGAAUUCCAAAUGUGUCUUACUCCAAAACAUGCAUUUUGAAUGCAAAUAAGCUCUAGUUUCAUAUGAAUUGGUCUAUAUAUUUCUAAUCAUUUUUCAAAUUUCAAUAAACUGUUGCUGUCUCAGGUGAAUUACUGUAGCUAAAA